Moneuplotes crassus is the source of this 553-nucleotide messenger RNA. Lineage: Eukaryota; Ciliophora; Spirotrichea; Euplotida; Euplotidae. The record is from the annotation of a GenBank genome assembly.
UUCACUCAUCAAAAGAAGGAUGGGAUACAAGGAAACUCUUAUAAAGUCCUUCAUCCAAGGCUCUCUUGAUUACCUUUCUUCCUUUGAUUCGCUAGACUAUUCCGCUUGUGAAGAGAAAGUGGCUCAUCUUCUUUGUGAAGCUGAUUUCAUUGAAAGCGUUGCUACCCAGAUAGAAACAAGUCAAUUAAUAGAAGAACUAGAUAUCAAGAGGAACCAAGAUCUUAUAGAAAGACUUAAAUGCGAAAUAGAAGAAGCUAAAAAUGUAAUUAUCCAAAAAGAAAAAGAGUAUGAAGAUGCACUCAAAGUAAAAGCAUGAAAGGAAGAGUAUGAACAAAUAGCAACAGAUAUCAAUUCUUUCCCAUCUGUAGAAGAGAUUGAACAGAAGACAAAUGAUUUGAAUAAAAAUAUCCAGAAUAUUGCAGAUAAGUUAGAGGAAGAAUUAACAGCCCAGAAAGAACACCUAGGAAGCCUUAUAUUAUUGCUAAAUGAUCUAAGUGGUACCUCAGCAACAGACAUAAUAAAUGCCCCUGAAGAAGCAAUGACUUAGGAAUGU